GCUCUUUUGAUAUUGAGGACAUUAAAGGAACACAUCAACAGCUGACAUGAGGGUGGGCAGUGCGGGGGUCCGGGCCCGGAGGGCUGCGGAGCCAUCCGAACCAGAGCCAGAGGAAGCAACAGAGCCAGUUCAUCAUGAGCACUCCCAUACAGAACACCAUGAGCACUCCCAUUCAGAACAUCACCCCGGCCACGACUACAACCACAUGAAGGAGAAGUUCAUGAAUGAACUUGGUCAUCUGCCAAUUCCAAUGUGGGCAGUAGGAGCCAUUGUUGUGGUGGUCCUGGUCUUGGUGGCAUGCUUCAUCUUCUGUGUUUUCAAGAAAUGCUUCGGAAAAAAGAAAAAGCCGAAGAAAGUGAGGGAGAGGAAGACAGGCCGUCGCAGAAAGGAAAAGGAAGGUGAAGGAGAGACUGGAGAGAAGGAGGGGGAGGUGAAGAAGGAAGGGGAGGAAGAGGAGAAAGAACAGGAAAAGUUGGGUAAGCUGGAGUUCUCGUUGGACUACAACUUCACAGAUUCCCAGCUUAUAGUGGGCAUCCUCCAGGCUCAAGAUCUAGCUGCUAUGGACAUGGGGGGAACCUCCGACCCCUACGUCAAAGUCUUUUUGUUGCCAGACAAAAAGAAGAAGUAUGAGACCAAAGUUCAGCGCAAGAAUUUAUGCCCAGUGUUCAACGAGACUUUCAUCUUCAAGAUCCCAUAUGCAGAGUUGGGCGGCAAGACUUUGGUGCUCCAGGUUUUUGACUUUGAUCGUUUCUCCAAGCAUGAUAUGAUUGGUGAGAUAAAGAUUCCAAUGAACAGUGUUGAUUUGGGCCAGCCAAUGCAACAAUGGAGAGACUUGGAGAGUGGUGAGAAGGAGGAGCAAGAAAAGCUGGGUGAUAUUUGCAUUUCUUUACGGUAUGUGCCCACUGCUGGAAAACUGACAGUGAACAUCAUGGAGGCAAAGAAUCUGAAGAAAAUGGAUGUUGGUGGCUUAUCAGAUCCGUAUGUGAAGAUUGUUUUGCAACAAAAUGGGAAACGGAUCAAGAAGAAAAAGACAACAGUUAAGAAAAACACCCUCAAUCCUUACUUUAAUGAGAGUUUCAGCUUUGAUGUCCCCUUUGAGCAGAUACAGAAAGUGCAGGUCGUCAUCACAGUGUUUGAUUAUGAUAAACUUGGAAGCAAUGACCCCAUUGGAAAGACCUUCAUGGGUUAUGGAGCUACAGGAGUUGGCCUGCGCCACUGGUCAGAUAUGCUUGCCAAUCCCAGACGUCCAGUAGCCCAGUGGCACACUCUCCUGCCAGAAGAAGAAGUUGAUGCGGCAGUCAAAGCGAAACCUCGUUAGAGUUGCACCUUGUUUGUGUAUAACAUACUGUUGGUAAUGUUACUUCUUCUUAUUCCUGAUGUUUUGUCAGUCUGGAUGUUCUUUAUUCCAUUUUGUUUCUAAGAUACUUCUAUGUGUGUAUGUGUGAACGUGUGUGUGUGAGAGAUGUACAGACAACUUUUAAUAUUUGGUUGUUAUUAAAACCUCGGCUUCCACGACUUUCCCUACACUGUAAACCAAUAUGACUCUGUAUUUCUAUACUUGUAAAACAUGUAUCUGUAAAUGUGCAUCUUUUGUGUAUGCUCAUGCAUGGGCCUGGUAAAAUGUGGACGCAUAAAGAGAAAAUUUCAGAAUUGCUGUAUUCUGAAAUGUUAGUUGACUGAACACAUCAUAGAAAUUCCACAUUUCAUGGUAUGUACACUGGACCUUUUUUUGCUCAUUUUGCAGUGCUGUGGUGCAACGGAGUCCUGAAAAAUGCCUGUUG
This is a messenger RNA of Chelmon rostratus (copperband butterflyfish), 1781 nucleotides long. It is a transcript of the gene syt5b, whose product is annotated as synaptotagmin Vb. Lineage: Eukaryota; Metazoa; Chordata; Actinopteri; Chaetodontiformes; Chaetodontidae. The record is from RefSeq and is a predicted model, not a curated record. Gene Ontology annotation, cellular component: synaptic vesicle membrane; dense core granule; axon. Gene Ontology annotation, molecular function: calcium-dependent phospholipid binding; syntaxin binding; calcium ion binding. The coding region runs from base 47 to 1318 and encodes 423 amino acids. The transcript has 9 exons. Gene Ontology annotation, biological process: regulation of calcium ion-dependent exocytosis; regulation of dopamine secretion; cellular response to calcium ion.